AUGGGGUACGAAGACUCUGUCUAUCUUGCCAAGCUCGCCGAGCAGGCUGAGCGCUAUGAGGAAAUGGUGGAGAACAUGAAGGUUGUUGCCUCUGCCGAUCAGGAGCUUUCUGUCGAGGAGAGAAAUCUGCUCUCCGUCGCAUACAAGAACGUUAUUGGUGCGCGCCGUGCUUCGUGGAGAAUUGUUACCUCGAUCGAGCAGAAGGAGGAAUCCAAGGGCAACGAGUCCCAGGUCACUCUGAUCAAGGAGUACCGUCAGAAGAUCGAGUCUGAGCUUGCCAAGAUCUGCGAGGAUAUUUUGGAAGUUUUGGACAAGCACUUGAUCCCCUCUGCUCAGAGCGGCGAGUCGAAGGUCUUCUACCACAAGAUGAAGGGCGACUACCACCGUUACCUGGCCGAAUUCGCUCUCGGUGAGAAGCGCAAGUUAUCUGCCGACAAGUCUUUGGAGGCCUACAAGAACGCAACCGACGUUGCCCAGACUGACCUCGCUCCCACUCACCCCAUUCGUCUUGGUCUUGCCUUGAACUUCUCCGUCUUCUACUACGAGAUUCUGAACUCUCCUGACCAAGCCUGCCAUCUUGCCAAGCAGGCUUUCGACGACGCUAUUGCUGAGCUUGAUACUCUGAGCGAGGAGAGCUACAAGGACUCUACCUUGAUUAUGCAACUGUUGCGGGACAACCUGACCCUCUGGACCUCGUCAGAGGCUGAGCCUGCGCCCGAGUCUGCUGCCCCCGCCGCCGAGAGCAAGGAGACCACUGAAGCCCAGCCUGCGGCUGAGGCCAAGCCUGAGGGCACGGAGUAA
Molecule: messenger RNA, 801 nt
Organism: Xylona heveae TC161
Lineage: Eukaryota; Fungi; Ascomycota; Xylonomycetes; Xylonales; Xylonaceae
Product: putative 14-3-3 protein like protein
Exons: 5
Coding region: 1-801 (266 amino acids)
Biological process (GO): signal transduction
Cellular component (GO): cytoplasm
Source: RefSeq, a predicted model, not a curated record